This is a messenger RNA of Tribolium madens (black flour beetle), 413 nucleotides long. RefSeq lists its product as uncharacterized. The transcript has 3 exons. Bases 35 to 391 code for a protein of 118 amino acids. Lineage: Eukaryota; Metazoa; Arthropoda; Insecta; Coleoptera; Tenebrionidae. The record is from RefSeq and is a predicted model, not a curated record.
GAAAUUGAAGCCAAAUUUUCUCGAAUUUACUAAAAUGGCAUUAACCAUUAUUGUUAUUCUCGGUCUUGUGUUUUUCGCCCAAGCUGCUGAUUUAAGUAAAACAGCAGUUGUGCAAAAAGUUACAAACAUUGUGAAACAUAUUCCCGAAUCUGAAAAGAACGAUUUUCUGCGGUACCACCUACAAAAAGGACGCCAAUUGUUGUUGGAAAAACUACAAGAGAGUUACCCUGACUUUGAUUAUGAGAUUGGUGACGAGGACUCUAUUUUACUUUACAAAUAUUACGCCACCAACAAUUUGGUAACCGAUAAAGAGUUGGUGAAAGUGGUCAGUAAUAUCAUCUGUUGGGGGGAUAAAUGUAUCGAUUUCUCCGACCCGGGGGUUCACCCAUAAAUAAAAUUUUUCUCUAAAAUUA